Zasmidium cellare ATCC 36951 is the source of this 1137-nucleotide messenger RNA. RefSeq lists its product as uncharacterized. The transcript has 2 exons. Bases 1 to 1137 code for a protein of 378 amino acids. The record is from RefSeq and is a predicted model, not a curated record. NCBI's taxonomy places the organism in Eukaryota, Fungi, Ascomycota, Dothideomycetes, Mycosphaerellales, Mycosphaerellaceae.
AUGCGAUUGGCUUGGUGUAUACUCUUCUUGCUGGGAUCAACCCUCCCAGCACAGUCAGAACCAACGUGCAACCUCUUAACUAUCAACGUCGACAUCACUGCGCUCAAUAUCCAGCUUCCCUCCAACAUCUCGGGACUGACGUUGGACAUCCUGACCGCACUGCCCAAGGUCCAGAUCCAGGGCACGUAUCAGAUAGCCGCUCGUUAUUGUGAGCCUGAAGUCAAGAACUCCUCGCGGACGAACACGCUACAACUCCUCGUACAUGGAGUGACAUACACGAAGGACUACUGGUCUGGACUCGGCCCACCUGGGCAAGGCUACGAUGGUGAUAAAUACUCUUAUGUAGCGUACGCAUCCAAACAGGGCUACCCAACCCUCGCCAUCGACCGAAUCUGCAAUGGAAACUCCAGCCAUCCCAAUGGGUUAACCGUCAUUCAACUACCAGCCAAUACGGAGGCUCUGUAUCAAGUCAUUCUUCAACUCCAGCCGAGCCCUACAGCGGGCGGACGCAGGUUCAACAAAGUCAUUCCUGUGUGCCACUCGGAGGGAGCCACGGUCUGCGAACUUCUCAUGCAGGUACACCCGGACGCGCCAGUCGCGACGUACGUGAUCCACGGGUUCACAAAUCAAUUCCUCGUGGGAGGAGCAGCAAGUGUUGCGGCGGUGGUGUUUCUGCCUGCUUCGAUUGCGGCUCCUACUCGGUUCCCUGGCCUGGAUCCUACGUACCUAUUGACCACGAGCGCCAGUGGCUCACAGGGCGUCUUCUACUACGGAGACUACGACAAGCAGGUUGCUGCUUAUGACUUCGCCAACACAAACCCCGUACCCGCCGGCGAACUCGCAACUUCCGCGCUCAGUCAGCUCCCAGCGCCUCUAUACAAAGGCUCGCUGCUCCUGCUCAAUGGCCAAAACGAUCAGAUCUUCUGUGCAGUACUACCCACCGAUCCAUUGAUUGGAGGGUUGGGCAAUUGCGGAACUGGUGCGACAUCGACCACGGCGCGGACGCAGGUCUUGUUUCCUGCGGCCAAGUUCUAUUAUAACCAGGUUGCGAACACCGGGCACGAUCUGGACUUGCACCGGACAGCAGCGCAGACUUUCAAGAUCUCGCACGAUUACCUUGCCUCUCAGGGAUUUUGA